Messenger RNA from Orbicella faveolata, 2245 nucleotides. RefSeq lists its product as uncharacterized. Gene Ontology annotation, biological process: DNA recombination; DNA integration. Gene Ontology annotation, molecular function: DNA binding. NCBI's taxonomy places the organism in Eukaryota, Metazoa, Cnidaria, Anthozoa, Scleractinia, Merulinidae. The record is from RefSeq and is a predicted model, not a curated record.
UGAAUUUGGCUUGGAAUUUAACUGAAAAGGAGCGCUUAACCCUGUACUAUGAUUCUGCGGAGGAAUUGGGGCGGCUGGCGGGAUUUCAGUGUUGUUUUUUUUCGCUUCGAGCGGGAGUCAGUCCAGAAUCGAGUGUGUAGCCUUUACUCUUUCUUAGUUGAGGAAAACCAAGAAGCGAUAACUCGCUUAAAAGUCUUCGGACCGAGCUGAGAAGCGAGAUGACAAUAGAAAAGACAACAAGGCAUUGAGGUAAGUCAUUUUUAUUGCAAAAAUAUCAAAAUUUCAGCUAUAAUGUCGAUUACCGUUUUUCCCCAUACAAACCUUUAUAAAUUCAAACCGUUGUAACACAACACCACCAUAUGCUGCAAGGCGAAGGUCACGUUUCGCGUAACCAAACUCGGUGGUUAUGUAAUAGUAGAUGUCGGCGGUAAAUAUGUCACGUUUCACGCGCUGAACGUUCGCACUCCUCGCAUCGUGAGCUUGGGCCGCCUGUGGUUAAAUGCUGAUGCGUAGACAAUGUCAACGAAUUACAUUUUCAAUUUGCUGUUUUCACGAUUUUAAAAAGAGCUUACUUUGAUAACAGAUGAAAAUAAAUUGAAAGGUUAAGUUUCAUUACAAUCCAAAUUUUGAUAGUCCGUUUCUUUUUGUCAUAUUCAGCUUGGUGUGCGGUAAAACAAAUUCAAACCCUGCUUGAAGCGAUGAAAAUAGGUCAGCCUGAUCAAAACCUACGCAGAUUUUAUGCAGAAGCGAGAAUGAAAAAGGGCGAAGAUUACAGUAGAUCUACCUUGCUGGGAUUUCGUCAUUCGAUAGAAAGACACCUCAAUGCCCCGCCAUUUAGCAGAGGCCUACAAAUUUCAACUGACCCAAGAUUUGCAAGAUCAAAGCUCAUGCUAGAUGCGCAAAUAAAAAGUCUAAAACGAAGCGGCAAAGAAAAUCUCUCGCACAAACCUGCUAUCAAGGAAGGAGACCUCCAGAAGCUGAAGUCAAGGGAAGUGUUGUCCUUGUCGUCACCGCUUUCCUUGCUGAGAAAAGUUUGGUUUCAUUUCGUCCUGUUUUUCUGCAGAAGGGGCCUUGAAGGGCAAAGAAGCUUGACAAAGAACAGCUUCAAGUUUGAAACCGAUGCGGCUGGAAGAAAUUACGCAACCACAAGUCACGAUGAAUUAUCAAAGAAUCAUCCCGGAGAACUAAAGGACGUUGAAAGCACAGAAAAAGAAGCCAGAAUGUAUGAGACCGAAGACCAAGGUGACUGCUACAAGGCCCUCAAAUUGUAUCUCCAGAAGGUAAAUUCAAAGUGUACUGCGUUUUUCCAGCAUCCGAAGAAAAAUAACAGGGCUCUAGAUGCCGUUUCGUACGAAGCACGACCGCUAGGAAUAAACAGCCUCGCUAAAAUGAUGAAGACCAUCAGCGAAGAAGUAGGUUUAUCCAAAAUCUACACAAAAUAUUGUGUAAGAGCCACUGCCAUCACUCUCUGGUCCAACGCUGGGAUUUCAAACCGCCACAUCAUGGCCAGUUCUGGACACCGCAGUGAGCAGUCUCUGAUAAGCUAAAAUUCGCGGCCUUCGACCUCACAGCUCCAUAACUGCAGCCAAGUCUUGUCGAGAGCCUUUCCUCCUUCUGGCAACAAUCACAGCCAGCCAUCAGAAACUUCUCACCAAUCCACGUCGUUCCAGACCAAACAAGUGGCAACGAAAUCGCUCUUCGGCGAAUGCACUAUUAAAAACGUGCAAAUUGUUUUCAACAGUUCAUCCUCUGAAUCGAUCAGAAAUUCAGUCCAUUUUUAAAUGAUUUUGGACGGCUGUCUACUUUCUUCAGUUUGUUCAUAAUUCUGCUGAACUAUUUCACCGGUUGUUGGAUACAGACCUUAGAAAGAGGAUUUUAAUCGAUAUUUUAAGAAACGUGAUUAAACUUUAUCGAGUUGCUGGUGUGCAGUCGGUUGUCAUGAAUGAAUUUUCGCGCGCUCCAUAACUCAAUAGUGCAAGCUACGGCGUUUACCAUUUGUUAAUUCAUUUGUGCCUGUCCAUACAUGGCGAAUGGUAAAGAGAGAGAGAAAAAAAGAUUCAUUACCUUUGGGUGUGAGUUGUUCAAGUAUCAGCAGUAGUAUUCAAUUAAAAAUUUGUCAUAAAAACCUGAUCACAAUUCAGAUCUGCAUACUGAAAGGAAAACCCAGUGCAAAUCUAUAAUGUAUAUAGCCUCCACAUUGGAGAUCCGGGAAAGAUAACACAAGAAUUGUGAAAAAAAAAAAAAA